UUCAUACAGGAAACAUAUUGUUUUUAACAAAAAACUUAAAUAUUCUUAAUAGGAAAUCAUUAUUUAUAUCAGAUAUGGGAUUAUGUGAAGACCUAAAUAAUACAAGCGAGGUAAAAACUUAUGGAGUCAUUCCUUAUAUGGCUCCUGAAGUAUUAAGAAGAAAACCUUAUACUCAAGCAGCUGAUAUAUAUAGCUUUGGUAUGAUUAUGUAUUUCACAGCAACUGGAAAACAACCAUUUGACAAUUGUGCACAUGAUCAUUAUCUAACAUUAGAGAUAUGUAAUGGAAUUAGGCCUAAAAUAAAUAAGCUAGAAGCACCGAAAUAUUAUAUUAACUUAAUGAGAAGAUGUUGGGAUUCAAAUCCAGGUAAUAGACCAAGUGCUGCUGAAAUACAUGUUGAGAUUAAGUCAUUUUAUGAUUGUUAUAGCUCAUAUAAAAAAGGUGACUCAAAUGCAAUUGAAAUUAAAAAGCAAUUUAAAGAAGCAGAAAUUUACAGAAAAUCGCACCUUUCUUCUUUUAAGAGAAACAAACAACAUUCAGGAGCUAUUUAUACAUCUCGAUCACUUGAUCCUUUUACAAAAGAUCUUCUUGAGUAUGAUAAUUCUGAAUGUGUUAGUUGUAUCAUCACUGAUUGAUUAUGUCCAUUCAGAUUAAAUUUUUAUUUAGCAAUCAUAGUAUCAUGAUAUUUAACUUUCAAAUAUCCUUAUCACAUUAUAAUCUAUCAAUUAGAUU
Rhizophagus irregularis DAOM 181602=DAOM 197198 is the source of this 732-nucleotide messenger RNA. NCBI's taxonomy places the organism in Eukaryota, Fungi, Glomeromycota, Glomeromycetes, Glomerales, Glomeraceae. The record is from RefSeq and is a predicted model, not a curated record.